Mucor velutinosus is the source of this 3549-nucleotide messenger RNA. RefSeq lists its product as uncharacterized. The record is from RefSeq and is a predicted model, not a curated record. NCBI's taxonomy places the organism in Eukaryota, Fungi, Mucoromycota, Mucoromycetes, Mucorales, Mucoraceae. The transcript has a single exon. Bases 1 to 3549 code for a protein of 1182 amino acids.
AUGCCUCCAAUUUACAUUUUAAAUAUCUAUGCUCACUCUGAUGACUACAGGGCGAGAAAUCACUUGUUCGACCAAAUCAUCAGUCUCCUCAACUCCAUGCCUGAGAUUAUCCCUUCUCUCAUCAUAGCCGGUGACAUGAACUGCUGCUUCGACUCCACAAUCCAACGCUAUAAUCGCCAAACUGGAAAGCCCAAAAGUUUCAUUGAAUUUUUGAACACUCACUUUUCAGAUUGCUUGAACCAACCAAAUUUACCGCAUGAUUACACUUUUAGACGUGGAUCGUCUCUUUCCACUCUCGACUAUAUGUUUGCAGGCCGCGAUGCUUUCUUCAAAAUGAGUGAUGGUGAUAUCACAUUUCUCUCUCAAGAAUGGACAGACCAUGCCUUGUUAACCAAGACAUACACUACCGGCAUGACUAACUGUGGUAAAGGUGUUUGGCGGGCCAACCCCUUUCUUGCGAAGAACCCUAUCUACGUCAACAAAUUAAACACUGCUAUCUCUAACUACGUUGAAACCAAAUUAGAUCCUAACCUAUCUGCUCAAGAAAAAUGGGACCUGAUUAAGAAGAAAACUAAGCAAGUUACUCAAAACUUCAGCCGCACUCACUGUUCAUGGAGGAAAGCUAAAAUCAAGAAGUUACAGAGCGAGAGGAACAAUUUGCUACGUAGGUACCGGGAUGAUUCCGUCUGUCUUAAUCUUUUGCUUUCUCCUGUCGAAAAGGAGCUAUCCCAACUCCAACAAGAGAUAGUUGACGUCCAACGACUGAGAGCAGGACAGAGAUGGCACGAGAAGAGUGAAAAGUCUCCAGGUUACAUCAAGCAAACAUUAGCGGAAAAGGCAUCCAAGCGAACAAUCUCUAGCCUAAAGCAUCCUACUUCCGGGGAACAAUGCUUGGAAACUAGUACUAAACUUGACGCUGCCAAAGUCUUUUAUCAAGACCUAUACACCGAGGAAGAAAUUGAUCUCAAUUGUGUGGAAAGAAUGCUACAAUAUAUCGACAAAACAAUUCCAGCUGAGGACUCACAGGACAUCAUUGAAGACAUACCUUACGAAGAUAUCAUUCAAGGAUCUCGAAGAACGCCAAAUGGUAGUAGUCCGGGCCUGGAUGGUAUAUGUUACGAAAUUUUGCACCUUCUAGUAAUCAACCCGAGCUGUGAAGCGAUUAUUCUGCAAGUGUUCAACGAUGCUUUAUCACUAGGCAAAUUCCCAAAAUCCUGGCAGGAAUCAUGUAUUGUGCUGCUACCAAAGAAAGGGGAUAUGACUGACCUUGGCAACUACCGUCCAAUAACCCUAAUAGCCUCUGAUUGCAAAGUGUUUACCAGACUACUUAACUCACGAGUCAUAGAGGUAGCAAGUGACCUUAUAGGCCCCCACCAAAGUGGUUUCCUGAGAGGUAGAUACAUUGGAGACCAUGGGAUGUCGUUGAAAGUGAUUGUAGACAAUGCACGUGAAGCAAGAUGGAACAAUUCUGGAGAAUUUGUCGAAUAUGCUGGGAUUAUGCUGGACAACGCCAAAGCGUAUGAUAGGGUACAUCCCCAGUAUCUAUCCAAGGUCCUAGUGAAGUUUGGUUUCCCAAAACAGUUUGUCCAAUGCAUCUGCAAGUUAUUCUUCGACAACUCCAUUUACGUGAAUGUCAAUGGCUUUUUAACAGAUCCUAUCGAGCAAAGACGCGGCAUCAGACAAGGAGACAGUAUAUCACCAAUGCUGUUCAACUUGGCUAUUGAACCAUUUCUGCUAUCUGUGACCAAAAGUACAACUAUCUCGGGGUAUAGUCUCCAGCACGUCAAGCCUAUAAGCAAGAGAACAAACAGUUGGGUGGCUCCUCCUCCAUUGAAAGUACUCGCAUAUGCGGAUGAUGUCCUGACUUUCGUCAAGUCUCGGGCAGAACUUCUUGAUCUGGAAGAAAGAUUGAGAACUUACAACAAGGCCUCGAACUCCAAGAUCAACUACGACAAGUCCGUGGCCUUCCCUCUUCAUGGUGGAAGAAUGACAAGCCAAACUGGUGGCCUAAUUCAAGAUCAUGCAACAAACAAUCUCAAAAUCAAAUGGUAUGAUUCUACGUCUACAGGAUUUAUAAAAUACCUAGGUUAUCCAAUUUGGUUCUGCAAUCAACAAAGAGACGUAUACAUCGCUAAACUGCUGGGUGAUAUCACUACUGCUGUUGAAAGGUUUGCAGCACGACAAGUCUCACUGUACGGCAGAGCGAAUAUUGCCAACACUAUGAUAUUGUCCAAACUAUGGCAUGUCAUUCGGAUCGUUUCCCUGCCCAAAGACACAGUCAAGAAGAUAACCUCAAUCAUUUAUCAGUUUGUAAUGUCUGGCCUGUAUCCACCUCUAAAGGGCAACUCUCUCUUCCUACCAAGGUAUCAAGGCGGUUUAGGACUGAUUGAUAUAAUGGCGCAACAAAAGGUUCUGCAAUUCAGAUACCUGAACGCUUUGCUGACAGAAAACAGCAACAACAUACCUGGUCUCACGUAUAGGCUACUAGUGGAUUAUUUGAAGAUGUCGCACGACUCACCAUCGCACAUAAUCCCUAUACUGUUCCAAACGGCUAGAUACAAAAACCAGUUAAGAGGCUUCCACCCUUAUCACAUGAUGUUCGAGGCAAUAGAUACUUAUAUGAAGCAUUCCCCAUUCUCACUCGCUUGGUCUGUCAAACCAAAUGUCAUGACACUCUUGUCAUUGCCAGUGCUGGAAAUUCUUGAUUUUGUCAAUGAGGAAGUAGCCAUGGGAUACACAAGCAGAGACUCGAUCAGGGAGAGUAAAGUUCAUGACUUCUUCCACGUCAACCAGGAAACAAGUACUCUGCAGAUAAAGCCAAGAAGUGAAUGCAAGCGACCAAACAUUAGGAAUCAGAUAGAAAGAGGUCUUCUCUGUGGGAACAUCAGAUUGGAAUCUUUCGCGGAUACAAGAAACAUGGAGGCUCAUCUAGACCUACAGCCUUUCGUUGCUAUGCUUAACUACCAAGACCGCCCAAUGCUUCAAAUGUCAAACAAAUACUUGAGAUCAAUUAUGCUGGACAUACACAACCUUGAUGUUGGACGAAAGUUCAAUCAUACCAUCAGCAAAGUCCAGUGGAAACACUUCUAUCAUCAAAACAUGCAUCACUCUGUGAGAAAUGUCUGGUAUAGAAUGAUACACAAGCAAUGCCCGAGCAAAUCAGCUCUUUUCGUUCGACGCCUGAGGAACGUCGAAGAUGACAAAUGUACCCUCUGCAAUGAUACUGAAGAUGCCAAACAUCUCAUGGUUAGCUGCCCCCACAAAAACGACAUUUGGUCCAACAUCUUUGAACAAUUCCUGGGAUACCCCAAGGUUGCUAAUCCACAACAAGUAUACCAAUCUAUAGUUAACUUAAACCUGAAGCAAUAUUUCAUCUACAGCCUCGAUAUCAAGAUUACAAUCUUCGACCUGUUUGCUGCCACCAUUCGUAUGAUAUGGAGAUUCCACCUCCUACAAACAUUCGAAGGAGUGCCAUUUGAUACCAACAAUGUCACCAACAAGAUCAGUGCUGAAGUGAUGAGAUUGUCAGAUCUCAAGCAUCAAUAUUAG